Aureobasidium subglaciale EXF-2481 is the source of this 780-nucleotide messenger RNA. RefSeq lists its product as uncharacterized. The record is from RefSeq and is a predicted model, not a curated record. Gene Ontology annotation, molecular function: protein binding. Lineage: Eukaryota; Fungi; Ascomycota; Dothideomycetes; Dothideales; Saccotheciaceae. The transcript is spliced from 3 exons. The coding region runs from base 1 to 780 and encodes 259 amino acids.
AUGGCGGCAAACAGAAACCGCCGUCUUGCCAAAGAAAUCCAGGACGUCCAAAAGGAUACGCACUCCGGUGUCUCGCUCGAGCCGCUGAACAAGGCCCAAACCGGCUCCGACACUCUUGAUGACUUGACACAUUUCAAGGGUGUCUUCCGCGGUCCACCAGACACUCCCUAUCAUGGCGCCAUCUACCAUGUCGACAUCAAAAUCCCGAACGACUAUCCCUUCCAGCCACCUGUCAUGAAGUUUACCACAAAGAUCUGGCACCCAAACAUCUCCAGUGUGACCGGUGCCAUCUGUCUCGAUACCUUAGGCUCGGCCUGGUCUCCUGUCCUCACCCUCAAGUCCGCCCUCAUCUCUCUCCAGUCACUACUAUCUUCGCCCGAACCAAAAGAUCCACAAGACGCCGAAGUUGCUCGCAUGCUCAUCACAAAUCCAAAAGAGUUUGAACACGUCGCUCGUGAAUGGGCAAUCAAGUACGCCGGUGCUCCUGAAGCUUGUCCAGGCUCUGAAGGCACCGGCGCAGAGGGAAGUGGAGGUGUGACCGAGGAGUCCCUCAAGAACAAGGACGAUCAGAGACGAGACAAGGCAGAAGCCGCAAAGCUUGCUCAAUAUCACGGCUACAACAAAUCUCUGGUAGAUCGCUUCUCCGCCAUGGGCUUCGAUGUCCCAACCGUGGUUGCCGCCUUUGAGUUCACUGGUAUUGACAAGAACGACGGCGAGGACUACGAGCUCGAAGAAGAGUACAUGGGCGACAUUACCGCAAGGCUGUUUGGCGAAGCGUGA